AUGGAAUCCUUCGCCGCCGCCGCCACCGACUACACUUCCCUCAACCUCGGCCUGCACCUCGGCUGCGGCGGCGGCAGCAAAUUGCCGUAUCGGGAGGGAGAACAGCAGGUGAGUGAAAAAUCUACGACUAUAUCUCCUUACUUUUGCUUUAAUUUUCCGGGCGCUUGGUUCGAUCGAAGAUGGGUUCUAUUGGGCAGCUCCCCAUCUCGGAGGGCUCGCCGGGCGGCGGCGCCCUGGAAGCGGAGCUGAGCCGCAUGAACGACGAGAACAGGAAGCUCAACGAGAAGCUGAGCAUCAUGAAAGAGAGUUACUGCGCCUUGCGGACUCAACUGAUGUGCUUGAUGAGCACGUCGCCUACAGAUAGGGCGCCGGCUUCUCCUUCGGGGAAGAGGAAAGCAGACAGUUUCGAGACGGUCGGAAGCGACGACGUAAUCGCCGCCGGCGUUGUUGCGGCGAUCUGCACGGAGAGCACUUCCGGAGAAGACGAUCUCUGCAAGAGAACCAGGGAGGAGCCGAAAGUUAAGAUUUCCAAGAUCAGCGUUCGGACGAGCCCAACUGAUACGACCCUGGUAAGCUCCUGAACCAGGAAGGAUCGUCGCCAUGGCCGAGCAGGCCGGUAUGCUGUUGAUCUGAGGGCGCCUGUCUGUGAUGUUUGGUCAGGUGGUGAAGGACGGGUACCAGUGGAGAAAAUACGGCCAGAAGAUCACCAGAGACAACCCGUCCCCUCGAGCUUACUUCAGAUGCUCCUUCGCCCCUUCGUGCCCCGUCAAGAAAAAGGUACACCCCGCCCCCUCGCAUCGCUGAAUCUCUCCGUCUCCAAGAGUUUCUGAUAUUAUAAUGUUCUUGCAAUGGAAGUAAUGAAAGAAAAUCAUUUCAUUCGAUCUAUGAGAUUAUCAUAUUGCUCGCUAUGUAGAUUUUAUGUUCGUAAAUUCUGAAUGGGAUGGUGCAAUUCUUCCACUUCAGGUGCAGAGAAGCGUGGACGACAGAUCUAUCCUGGUAGCCACCUACGAAGGAGAGCACAACCACCCUCUACCAUCUCAACCAGAGGCGGCGGCGGCCGCCACCGCUUGCAAGGUCGCCGCACCCGGAUCAAACGGCGAGCUCGAGACGGCGGGCCACCGGAGGAUCGGCUCGUGGGGGUUCCAUCGGUUGCUGGCUGAGCAGAUGGCCUCCUCUUUGACCAAGGACCCCGACUUCACGGCGGCGCUGGCGAGCGCCAUUUCGGGCAAAAUUCUGCAGCUAUAG
This is a messenger RNA of Spirodela intermedia, 1245 nucleotides long. The record is from the annotation of a GenBank genome assembly. NCBI's taxonomy places the organism in Eukaryota, Viridiplantae, Streptophyta, Magnoliopsida, Alismatales, Araceae.